Molecule: messenger RNA, 1629 nt
Organism: Rubroshorea leprosula
Lineage: Eukaryota; Viridiplantae; Streptophyta; Magnoliopsida; Malvales; Dipterocarpaceae
Source: the annotation of a GenBank genome assembly
AAUACCCUAGUUGGCUCCACUCUUUGACUUGUCCUUGACCAAACAUGGUGACUCUGCUGGAACCCAACCUCGUGGGAACUUAGCAUGACCCAAUGGCUACAAGCCCACACCUUUGUUUGUGGUUCGAGAGCAGAAUGCCAGAAUCUCGAACAAAGCAGCACAGAACAGCUUCUAUGGCUACUAGGAAUGUGUGCGUCACAUUUUUCCUCAUCCGUUUCCAUGGUGUUGGGAGACGAUGGGGUGGUGGGGAAUUUGGCGAAGUAUCCGGUGGUGGUGAUAAGGUGGCCAUUUGUUCAGGCUGUAAGAGCGGCUUGGGGGCAGUGGAUAAAGGGUUUUCUGCUAUUGAUGAGGUGGUGGAGGGUUGUUAUGCUUAGUCUAACUUGUCUAUCGGUUCAAAUACCCACUACGGACGUCAGAGUCUUCCAGUCUUAUAUAUAUCACCUAUAUUCUUCCCCCUUUUAGAAGCAUACACAGCACAACCAGAGUUCAAGGAUUCAGUUCUCCAAUUAUUUCAUCUCCUGAAUUCACGGAAAACAGCUUUUCUCCCUAUGGCUACACCCGGAGAAUUCUAUCGAUCAUUACCGCCUGUGAGCAAAUUCUAUGGAGUGGCCUGUUUGAUGACCACGAGUGCCUUCUACCUUGGUCUUUACGACUAUGAGAACAUAGCACUCUUUUAUGAAGAUGUCUUCAAACACUUCCAGGUCUGGAGGCUCAUCACCAACUUCUUCUUUCUGGGGCCAUUCAGUGUUACUUUUGCAGUGCGGUUGAUAUUGAUAGCGAAAUAUGGUGUUUCACUAGAGAGAGGUCCGUUUGACAAGAGGACAGCAGACUAUGUAUGGAUGUUCAUGGUUGGAGCACUCUCUCUUCUGGUGAUGUGUGCUAUUCCAAUGCUAUGGUAUCCAUUCAAUGGAGGUUCUAUAGUAUAUAUGAUCCUUUAUGUCUGGAGCCGUGAGUUACCAAAUGCUCGUAUCACAUUCUACAAUCUUGUGACGUUGAAGGGAUUUUAUCUGCCUUGGGCAAUGCUGGUUCUGGAUUUGCUUUUUGGAGAUUCUUUGAAGACAGGUAUUCGUGGGAUAAUUGCAGGCCAUCUUUACUACUUCUUAACAGUUCUUCAUCCCCUUUCUGGUGGCAGAUUCAUGUUGAAGACUCCCCUUUGGGUGCACAAAUUAGCAGCACGUUGGGGUGAAGGGGUCCAAGUGAAUUCUCCAGUGCAGCAGGACCCAAAUGCUGGAGUUGCUUUCACAGGAAGAAGUUUCCGUCUGAGCGGUACUCGAACACAAGCAAGCACACCACCAGGUCAGUCCCAAACAAGCAGUACAGAUUCAGCACAGCAGCCUGGAUCCGGUGAAGGUGUUGCUUUCCGAGGAAGAAGUUAUCGCCUUGAUGAACGUCCAGUAACUCCUAAUUAGUGUGUACAUUUGCUGGCAGAAGCAGCUAUACAUAUCUGCACGGCAUUGCACUUCUGCUUCAAGGAUGUUAGAAACGAGGAGAAUCUUUCGUGCAUGAUCAGCAACAGCUGGCUGCUUAUACUUAGGAAGAUCAAUUACUGGUAGUUUGACCUCCUUAAUGUUAUUUCCUUAAAACUUUCACCUGUUACGGUACUUUGAUCAAUAAAUAUGAUGUAUCAAC